This is a messenger RNA of Bombyx mandarina (wild silkworm), 927 nucleotides long. Its product is annotated as epithelial serine protease-like. Gene Ontology annotation, molecular function: serine-type endopeptidase activity. Gene Ontology annotation, biological process: proteolysis. The record is from RefSeq and is a predicted model, not a curated record. NCBI's taxonomy places the organism in Eukaryota, Metazoa, Arthropoda, Insecta, Lepidoptera, Bombycidae.
AUGGCUCUCUGGACUGUUGUGAUAUUUCUGGUGGCGUUUGCCGGGACUCAGGCGUUCGCUGACGACCAGUUCACUUACCCGGAAAUCGCUCGCGAGCGUUCCCUGCCGGGUUCUAGAAUUGUAUCAGGAUGGGAGGCGAGUGAAGGCCAGUUCCCUUACCAGCUCUCGAUUCGUUCGGUCAGUACUGUGGGAGGAGUCAACGCCUGCGGAGCCACCAUCAUUCAUAGCAACUGGGGACUCACAGCUGCUCACUGCACCGGUUUACGUGUCACAAUCAUCAUCAGAGCUGGAGCAGUGAACCUGACCCGCCCCGGCUUACUCUUCGAGACUACUAAGUACAUAAAUUAUCCUGCGUACAUCGAAACUUUGAACGUAGUGCAGCCUAAUGAUAUUGGCCUAAUAGACUUUGGCAGGAAAAUAGAGUUUAAUGACUACAUUCAGCCAAUCAGACUGCAGAGAUCCGGGGCUAAGAACCGUAAUUAUGACAAUGUCAGAUUUGUCGCCAGUGGAUGGGGUCGCACGUGGACGGGAGGCGCAUCUCCGGAGAACUUGAACUGGGUGUUCUUGAACGGAAUAUCGAAUCUGCGUUGUAUGGUGGCCUAUAACUUCAGUCCCACCAUUCAGCCCUCCACCAUUUGCACGCUUGGCUACAACGACACUACACAGUCCACAUGCCAGGGUGACAGCGGUGGUCCUCUGACAGUGAUCGAUGAAGACGGCCAAAUCACACAAAUAGGAGUCACUUCGUUCGUGUCCGGCCAAGGCUGCCACGUGGAUAUACCUUCAGGUUUCAUCCGCCCCGGGCACUAUCACGACUGGUUCAAGAAUGUCACCGGCUUGGAUUUCGAUUGGACAGUGGAGACAACAAGGGAACACGACGCGACAGAUGAUACCGAAUCUUCGGCACCGCUUUUUGAAUAUCAAUAA